Molecule: messenger RNA, 1373 nt
Organism: Hypoxylon trugodes
Lineage: Eukaryota; Fungi; Ascomycota; Sordariomycetes; Xylariales; Hypoxylaceae
Product: glycoside hydrolase family 5 protein
Exons: 3
Coding region: 37-1062 (341 amino acids)
Molecular function (GO): hydrolase activity, hydrolyzing O-glycosyl compounds
Source: RefSeq, a predicted model, not a curated record
CCUCUCGAAACGAGACAAUCUGGCUCAAAGUCGUUUAUGGGUUCUAACCUGUACUUUUUACCAGGUUUGUCAGACUCAGACCAAGAUGCGUACAUCAGCACCCUCCAGAGCUAUGGCGCCAAGGUUGUCCGUGUGUGGGUGAAUGGCCAAGCUGGAAACGGACAAUGCGAGAAGGGCAGCAAGCUCUCAGUACAAGUUCCGCAGCUCGAGACUACGCUGGGCACGUACAACGAUCAGACUCUUGACGCCGUCGACAAGGUCAUCCAGAAGCUAUCUGAAAAGGGCAUCAAGGCCAUCAUUUCGCCCCACGAUGCGAACUCGCUCCUCGGCGACUACAGGAAGGACGUGUAUUACGACAAGUUCGGCAAGGACAACUUCUACAGCUCGCAAGAUGCCUUCGACGCAUUUGACAAGCGUAUCGACCACAUCCUCAACUACAAGGGAGCUACCUCGGGCAAAGUCUGGAAGGAGUGGAGCGACGCCAUCUUGGCAUUCGACAUCCAGAACGAACCCAUGUCCUCCAACCUCAACGUAUGCAAGAACAACGACCCGAAGGGUUGGCUCUGCGGCCGCGCCAAGAAAUUCCGCUCAACCCUUGGCGCCGACAACAAGAUCCAAAUCGCGACCGGCGGCAUAGGUGGCGACAUCUCACACGACUGCACCUUCAUCUCCGCGGCAACGCAAUGCUCCGAGAUCGAUUUAAUCGCCGUGCACCGCUACGGCGGCGGUGAAUCCUCGAACCAGAACCAGUGGCAGAACAGCGCGAAGGGAUGGCUACAACAGGCAAACGGCAAGCUCGUGUUCAUUGAAGAAUGGGGUGUGAACACCGGCUCCUACAGCCCUAAGAGCGAGCUCCCCGCCAACGCUGAUGAUAUCAACAAGGCUGGAAUCCCGAACUUGUACUGGCAAUUCCUGCCUAAGGCUACUUGCAGCUACGACCCUCGCAACGACAGCGGUGACAAGUUCGGCAUCUUCGUCGACAGCGACACUGAUAUUGCAUCCGUUGUUAAGGGCGCUUCUAACGCUGCCGCUGCCCAGGACUGGUCUAAGGUCCUCGGUUAGAACAGUCUCGGUUUAGUCUCGGUCGUGUUGGCAUAUUCGUUCCGGGAAGCCCGAAUUUUGAUGGCACAUAUUGGUUAGAGUUGUACAUAAGUAACCUUGUAUUACUUACUUCAUAGUCUUUCGUUUAUAAUAUUACAUCUGGCUCGAUUGUAUCACCAUUUCCAAGCCUGCGCUAGUUGAGAAGGGAUGUGUAACUCACCGUAUUACACCACCGAAGUGUUCGGAAGCGUCUGCGAAAAACAUAAAAAUUAGAAUGUGUAAAAGUAACUUGAGUUAUAUGGUAGAGGAUUAGUACGUACGUAGGGACUCAC